Ahaetulla prasina is the source of this 4705-nucleotide messenger RNA. It is a transcript of the gene LEMD2, whose product is annotated as LEM domain nuclear envelope protein 2. The coding region runs from base 40 to 1866 and encodes 608 amino acids. Lineage: Eukaryota; Metazoa; Chordata; Lepidosauria; Squamata; Colubridae. Gene Ontology annotation, cellular component: nuclear inner membrane. The transcript has 9 exons. Gene Ontology annotation, molecular function: chromatin DNA binding. Gene Ontology annotation, biological process: negative regulation of BMP signaling pathway; nuclear envelope organization. The record is from RefSeq and is a predicted model, not a curated record.
CGGGUUGUGUAGGGUCUCGAUUCCUCCCUGUCUCCGGCGAUGGCCGCUGCGGGGUUAUCCGAUGCAGAGCUGCGGGCGGAGCUGCUGGCCCUGGGCUACCAGCCGGGGCCGAUUACCGAUUCCACCCGAAAACUUUACGCCAAGAAACUCACCCGCCUGCGGGCUGAGGUGGCGGCAGGGCAAAGGAGCCGCACCAGCUCCAGAGCGGUCCCUCCGAGCUCAAGUAGCUCCGUGAGGCCCGCAGCGUCCGCCCAGGUGGAGCCCAAAGCGACUCCCCGGGCCCGCAUCUUGGUUAGGAGGGAGAGCGAGGACGAGGAGAGCGAGGACGAAGAGGAGAGCAACGACUACUUGUCGUCGCGCAGGGAGGGAGCGGCGGGGAGUAGCAGGAGGUUUGCUGAGGGGACCCAGUGGCCGACAGAGACGCCUUUCACCCCGGAGAGGAUCCACUUGCCGGCUAGAGAGGUGGAUCCACUUAGCAGCCCCUGGAGGCCAAGUAUUGGAUUCGCUUCCAAAAGGACCCAGUUAGAGGCCGAUGAGGGCUUUACGUCCCCCUAUCGGAGGGAGACGGUGGCAGGCAGAUUAACUUCUAGUGCCCCGUGGAGACCAGCUCCCUCCAGCGAAGAAGGUUUAAGCUCAUGCAAGUGGUGGGAAGAAAAAGAGCAGGGCCCGAAGCCCAGCAGCGCUUGGAAACCAAGAAUGGGAGAAAGCACUGGAGGGUUGAGCAAUUGGGUCAGCUACACCAGCCAGAGAUGGGCAGCUUCCAGCCCCUCGGUAACCGAGAGAAUCGGUGAAGAAUUAACCUAUAGGCUGCCGAGAGGAGGAGAGAAAGAAGGAGCUUCCAGAAGUACCAAAACAUUCUUGGGGGCAAGAGCAGAAAGAGAUUUAAAUUUUGGUACUCGUUGGGAUGGGACUCAGCAAUAUGUAGGUCAGAAGCAUCAAGCUCGGAGCCCUGGGAAAAAGGGCCAAAGUCUUGAAUUUUAUUUGUCCUGGUUCCUGUGGGUGGCAACCUUAGUGCUGCUGGUGAUUUUCUUGGCCAUCCUUUGGGUGAAGAUGAUGGGACCUGCUCACCUGGAAGGGUCCAUGGAGAAUUUAAAACUUUUGACCGUGGAUUGUGAAAAAAGCACAGAUAUUUAUUGUCGGGAAAAACAAGAAGAAAUUACAACAACCAUAUUGUAUGAGUUGUACACUUAUCUUGCAAUUCAAGCUGGCAAUUUUGAGUGUGGAAAUCCUGAAAAUUUAGAAAGUAAAUGCAUACCAUUUAAUGAAGCAAAGGACUAUAUAGAGAAUGUGACUGGCUAUUCAAUAAAAAAAUUUGAAGAUGCAUUACAGUGGUUAUUAGACAGUGAUCAGGAUUCAGGAAUUUGGUUACAAGGCAGAGAGCCUUCAGAGCCAGUAACCACUGUGAAGCAAGUGGUAUGUCUUGAAUCUGCUCGUCCCCGGAUGGGGUUAGGCUGCCGAUUUCAUCGGGCGCUAUGCACAGCAGUUACAAAUUUAUUUAUAUUCUUUUGGAGUUUAGCUUUCCUUUGGGGGAUUCUGAUUCUUCUGAAAUACUAUUGGCGGAAAAGGGAAGAACAAGAGGAGGCCAUGUAUGAAAUGGUACAGAAAAUCAUAGCUGCUGUCCAAAAUCACUACAAAGAAUGGGAGCAGAAUCUGGAACGAUACCCAUAUGUUGGCAUCCUUCAUAUCAGAGAUACACUCAUCCCACCUCAGGAACGGAGAAAAAUGAAACAUAUUUGGGAUAGAGCAAAGGAUUUUCUUGCCUCCAAUGAGUCAAGGAUUCAGACUGAAUUACACAGGGUCGCAGGAGAGGACAUGCUGGUUUGGCGUUGGACACAACCAUCUUAUCUAUCUGACUCUGAUCAUUAGCUGUUAGAUGAGGCAAGACUGUGUUUCAACACUGUGCAGAGCGACUGGCUAGGGAAGAUCCUGCCGUCCAUACUCAGGUGCACUCCAGACACUAGUUAAUGCUUUUUUUAAAAAAAAAUUAGAAAUGACUCUUCAGGGUAGCCAUUUUCUGUAAGAGAUGUAAAUGUUGAUGUGUUGGGGCAUAUCCAAUGUAUACAUAUCUCCUCUAAUAUAAUUAUUUAAGAAAAAGAAUCACUUUCUUAAUUGACAGCUGCCAUUAAGAACUUUUUUCUCUGAUUCUACGGACCUCUGUUACUUGUACUGAAACUGCUAAAAGAUACCUGUAAAGAAAAAAGUUUGUUAAUCAAAUGUCAUAGCCAAAAACAGAUAUAUAUAUAUAUAUACUCUUUCGGUUUGCAGGGAAUUGCAUCAUUGUGUCAAAUACUGACACCUGCUUAUAGCAUGAGAGGUGAGAUGGGGCAUGCCUUUGGAGACAAAUCGGAAGAAUGGAGAGGAGGGGUCUUUGUGCUUUUUUUCUUAGGCAGUAGUAAGAACCUAACUGAACAUGAAAAAUAUUAAAGAUUUCACUAUAUUUAAAGUGGCUUGGUAAAGAGCACUUAUAAAGCAACAUAGUAUUACUAUAGAGAGAGAUCAAUUACCAAUUCCUGCAGUGUUGGCUUCAAACAGAAGGCUCUGUGAUCAAGCAUUUAGGCAAUGCUUCCAUGACUGACAAAUUGUUCUCUUUCAAUGUGAAGGUAUGUUUUUUGUACAGGUCACCUUGUUUGUCUCCAGGCUCAGCUUUCUUCCAGUUCCUUUAAUGAGGAAAAAAACCUUGCUGUAAAACACCAUACUUAUAUAGGGAGUAUCUGAUGGGGGAAAGUUACUAUGAUGCAUGAUAAGACUGCAACAUGUUGAUCGAUGAAUGGCUGUCUUGAGUGAAAGAAAGCAGUUCAAAUUCUCUUGGAUUAAACCAGGAAACCAAUGGUUCAACUUUGGAACAAUUAUCUUCAGGCAAUCAUAACUCUCCCCUCUUUUUUUUCUAAGCAUGUAGCAUUCCCUAUUGAUAUUUUUCUCAUGGGUGGUUACUCAUGCUUUGAUCAUCUACUGAAUGGGUUACUGCAAUGUAACCCAUAUAGGGCUGCCCUUGAAGAACAUCCAGAAGUUGUAAUUUGUCCAGAAUGCAGUGGCACUGACAAUAAUGAGUGUUUGAUUACACCUUUGCUUUAUGAGCUCUACUGGCCUCCUGCAGACUUGCUGAUGCAAUUUAAGAUGUCACCUUUCAUAUCAUAUUUGGAGGAAUGUCUCCCUCCAGGGAUUGGAGUUUUACUGUAAAGUCUGGAGAACUUGUAUAAUGACAUGCCGUCAAUGGUUCUAGAUUCCUGCUUUUUCUUAAUGACUUUAUCCUAUUGUUCCAUGGAAGUAGCUAGAAUACAUAUGUAUUCAUAAUAAUAUAUAGGGAUCCCUUGAUAAAAUUUUGGUUGAGGAAUUUUAUGAUUUUUGGCAUUUUUUUAAUUUGCAUGUUUUAUUUUUAAAUACUGGUGGUAUUAGCUUUAAAUUUGCUCUUCUCCUCCCCCUGCUGGCCAAAUUAAACAUUUUAUGGAUGAGAUUUGCAGUUAGCUAUUUCUGCAAUUCACAGCAGUUCAUUAUGUGCCUCCUGCUGAAUUCAACUGAAAUUUGAUACAGAGGAGAUAAAUCUCCCCCCCCCCCGAAAAAAAAUUCAACAGGCAAUCUUAUUGGUUAAGUGGAAGAAAAAACUGAAUUGCCCUGAAUUUGUAGCAUAGACUGUAUAUUAGAGCAAAGACAACUAGCAGAUGUCUCUAUGAUAUUAGCCAUUUUAAUAUACAUGUAUACACUCUUCAUGGGAUGGAAUGAAAUAAAUCCCUGUUUUAAAUAUGUUUGUAAUUUCUGCUGGUAUGUGCAAAAACUUCCACAGUGCCUGCAUCUUUAUGGCUUUGAAUACUAGACCUACAGCCCCUUUGAAAAAAGAUUCAGAUUUUGAGUGAGCUAUUCCACUAUUCAUUAAAAUACCCUUUUUCCCAGACUACUAUAAAACUUCAGUCCUCAACAGAGAGAUGUUUUGCUCACACAUAGGACUGAAGCGCUUCUUUGAAUCAUUUUCAAAGCAUGCACAGCCCUGUUAAGUAUGCACACAUUCAUUAUACUGUGGUAUUUUACUAUCUAACAUCAAACAAAAAAUGCCAAACAAAAUUUUGUAUGGUUGAUUAAACUGCUCAUUUAUUUUUAUGUAAACAGGCUGGUGCUAUUUAUUAAAUACUUGGUCUCUAUACAUUUUAUUAAGGAAAUAAAAAUUUGGUACAAAUAGGUCUGGCUGUUUUUAAUAAUUGGAAUCCUCCAUCAAAGAAGUACUGAGAAUCUGUUUUUAUUAAAUCAAAAUGUAUUGAGAAUAUAGGUGACUCAUAACAAUACUUAUGCAACCUAAGAGCAUAAAAUAGAAGGACUGUCUUAAACCUUGUACUUCUUUGGCUUUUUUCCCCUCCCUUGUUAUAUGGGGAGUAGUUACUCAAGAUUUAUGACAGUCAUUUUUUUUUAUUUUCCAUGGUCUAAAUCGGGUCCCCAAACUUGGCACUUGUGGACUUCAACUCCUAGAAUUCUCCAGCCAGCAUAGCUUGGAAUCCACAAUCUUAACGCUGCCAAGUUUGAAGACCUCUGGUCUAAAUAUAAAUGUGCAUAUCUGCCUAAAGUUUUCCAAUAUCUAAAGGGUUGCCACAAAGAAGAGUGGGUCAGCCUAUUCUCCAAAGCACCUGAAGGCUGGACAAGAAGCAAUGGAUGGAAACUAAUGAAGUAGAGAGAGCCAAUGCAGAAUUAAGGAGAAAUUUCUGACAGCUAAAACAACUUGUCU